GUGACACUUGUUUUGGUUACUGUUGGUGUUGUUGAUGAAUUUCCUCAAUAACUUUUAAAAUAUCAGUUCAAAAUGAUCGGUGUUCGAUUAAAUACGUUUAACGAUAGUGCUGGUGAACCUGAGCAAGAUGCUAAUUCAGCUUUGACUGAAUUAGACAAAGGACUAAGAUCGGGUAAAGUGGGCGAACAAUGCGAGGCCAUCGUCCGCUUUCCACGUCUCUUUGAGAAGUACCCUUUUCCCAUUCUAAUAAACUCGUCAUUCCUAAAACUCGCCGAUGUUUUUCGUAUGGGAAACAAUUUCUUGCGUCUUUGGGUGCUGCGUGUGUGCCAGCAGAGCGAGAAACAUUUGGACAAAAUCUUGAAUGUCGACGAGUUUCUUCGUAGGGUCUUCAGUGUUCUUCAUUCAAAUGACCCCGUGGCUAGGGCUUUGGCUUUGAGGACACUCGGGGCAGUGGCUGGGAUUAUUCCUGAAAGGCAGAAUGUCCAUCAUGCCAUCAGACGAGGCCUAGACAGCCAUGACAAUGUUGAAGUUGACGCUGCUAUCUACGCUACCACCAGAUUUGCAGCACAUUCUAAUGCAUUUGCAGUGUCGAUGUGCAACAAAUUAUCAGACAUGGUGGAGUGCGAGAGCACGGGGGCGGAGCGCCGCGCCAAACUAGUGCGGGCACUGAGGACAGUGCAUGGAGGAGCAGUGAGAGCCCAAGGCGUCCUGAAGCUACUACGGUCCCUGUUAGAGCGGUUCCCCGCGUCUCUGGCCGUGCGCGCCGCGAUCUCCGCACUGACAGCUAUCGCUUCAGACACUGUGCUGCAUGUUCCUGAUCAGGUGGAGCUCCUCCUAAGCAUAGCAAUGAAGGACGCCCGAUCAGCCGUUCGCCGCGCAGCCCUACUGGGGCUCCGCAAGCUGGGGGCCCACGCUGCGCUGUGGCCAGCCGAGUGCAUCAGACACUUGGUUGCCUGUGCCGCCUCACAGAAUUCUGACGUCAUGCUAUGUCUGCAAGUUAUGCAGAAACUAGUAGAAUGUCCAGCUAUCUGCGCAGCGGCCGGGUGCCCAGCGGGGGCGGAGUCCGAGGCGAGUCCACUGCGCCAGUUCUGCAGCGACGCGGCUCUCAGCGCCGACCUGAUGCAGGCGGCCACCGCCGCCGCUGUCUUGACCAAGAUCUGUGUGCAUUGCUACGAAGAGAAUCUACCUGUGGAAGGCGCAGAUCUGAUGCUGGCCCUGGAGUCUAUAGUAAUCUCCACGGGCGUGCCCACCGGGCAAAACAACUCCAAACCCUUGCGGAUGGCACUGAAGUGUUUGGUGCAGCUGAGCAGGGCGGAGCCGGGCGCGUUCGCGGCGCGCACGUGCAGCGUGGUGGGGCGGCAGCUGGCGGCGGGCGGCGCGCGCGCCUGCGCGCUGCUGGAGGCGCUGGCGGCGCUGGGCGGCGGGCCGCACGCGCGCUGCCUGGCGCCCGCCAUGCCCGCGCUGCUGCACGCGCUGGACGCGCAGCUGCUGGGAGAUUCCGACGACGAUGGCACAGCCCUAGUUCUUCUCUGCACGGUGAUAUUCCAAGAGCGAGCGAGCACAGCCCUCACUUGCAAGAUCAACAUGUCCUGGCAAACCAGGGUGAUGGCAGUGAUAUACCGCGCAGAUGGCUGGACUAGGUACAGGAUUGCUAGAGCUGCUCUGAGAUACGGCCACCACAGCCUGGCAGCGGAUCUACUGAAGCGUCUGUCAGAAGAAGCCCCGACGGAGUCAGCUCAACGCUGGCUGACUGCGCUAUAUCGGGCCGCAUCUGCUGACGCUACGUUGCUGCAAGAGGGCAUAGCCGGGCUGGAAGCGGCGAGCGCGGGCUGGGAGGUGGCGGCGGGCUGCUACAGCAGCGCGGGCGGCGGCGGCGGCUGCGCGCCCGGCUGCGCGGGCUGCGCCGCCUGCACGCCGCUGCCCGCCGCCUGGCUGCACGCGCGCGCCGCCGCCACACGGGCGCUGGCCAGGGUUGCCCACGCCGCCGCCGCGCUGUGCACGCAACCGCCGCCCGCCAUCGCGCACGCUAACGCUCAGGCGGCGCGUGACCCGGCAGCGAAGGCAGGCGCCUGCGCAGGCGCACUGCGCAAGGCGGCGCGGGCCGUGGCUGCUGUCGCGCAGCGGUACGGAGACAUCGCGCGGAUGGCCUUCCACGCUGACGAGUCUACGCUGCGGCACUUGCAUAUUUCGCAACACACAUACACCCAACUAGCCCAGUUCCUAGAGCGCAUCACAUGCGGCAGUCAGGAACGCGCUGAGCCGGUGACCGCUGUGCUGAAGCCGACCACCCUCGAGGAGAAGAUGGCGCUCUGUGCCAGCGCCGCGCUUGCAGACAUCUCCAGCAAACUGCUCGAUAACCCCACCACCAACCCGCCCGUCACGCACCGGCACGCGGAGGCGGCGCUGGCGGCGGCCCGCGCGUGCGGCGGCGGCGCGCUGUGGCCGCGCGGCGUGUGCGCGGGGCGCGCGGGCGGCGCGCUGUGCCGCGUGUCGCUGGCGCCGGCCGCGCGCGCGCCGCCCGCCGACCACGCCGCCGCGCUGCCCGUGUCGCACCGCCUGGCGCUCAAGCUGGAGGGCGUCAUCCUGCCCGCCGUGCCGCUCAGUAAGAGGCAGCCCCAACGGGAAGUGAAGGGCGUUCAGAUCACAGUGACAGCGACGCCACACCCACGUACAAACGAAAAGUCGCAGACUGUGGAACUAACGAAUAUCCCACCAAUUCUGACCGCGGUACAAACGGUGACUCCCGUACGCGACUUCUUCUCAGCACAGCAGCUGGUUUCAGUAACCCAGCCAGGACUGUAUACAGUAGCCGUGGAGUGUGCCUUCGUGGACGAGCAGGGCCAACUGUGGAACACGGGACCCAGGACUGCCCGCGUUAUCAAGGCCCACGACGACCCGACUUCGAAGAGCACCGCGCAAACUACAAGGGCCAGAUUCUAGCGAUAAGUUACAUUUUAUUUAUAAGUAAUAGGAAUAUUAAUAAAUAAUUGCAAGUUUUGAAAGGUUUUUAAAAAAUAUAAUGAAAUAAAAACGUUAUCAGUA
Molecule: messenger RNA, 3042 nt
Organism: Pectinophora gossypiella (pink bollworm)
Lineage: Eukaryota; Metazoa; Arthropoda; Insecta; Lepidoptera; Gelechiidae
Gene: INTS7
Product: integrator complex subunit 7
Exons: 18
Coding region: 73-2940 (955 amino acids)
Biological process (GO): snRNA 3'-end processing
Cellular component (GO): integrator complex
Source: RefSeq, a predicted model, not a curated record